Cryptosporidium muris RN66 is the source of this 531-nucleotide messenger RNA. RefSeq lists its product as uncharacterized. The transcript has a single exon. The record is from RefSeq and is a predicted model, not a curated record. Lineage: Eukaryota; Apicomplexa; Conoidasida; Eucoccidiorida; Cryptosporidiidae. The coding region runs from base 1 to 531 and encodes 176 amino acids. Gene Ontology annotation, molecular function: protein binding.
AUGGAAAGUGAUUAUGAAGAGAGUAUUUUUGGUCAUGAUAUAUCUUUUAGUAAGAAGAGUGUAGCAAAACGUCUUGGAAUACAAAUUAAACCAUCUGUUAAGUAUAAAAGUGUGCAAAAGGAAUUAACGAAUAAUGAAAAAACUUUGAUUGAGCUAAGUAGCAGUAGUUCAGAAGAUGAUAAUAAAGAAGACAAUAUAGAUAAUUCACUACCUAAGGAAUAUGGCUCACAUGCAACGUCAAUAUCUUCUUCAUCAGAAACAUUAAGAGUGAAUGUAAAGGUGUAUACUAGACAAGGUGCAGAUAUAACUGUGAUAAAAACAUUAAUAGUUACAUUAUAUAGAAGCGAUUUAAUAAUGAAAUUAGUUACAUUUAUAUCUAAUAACUUAUUACCUAUGGUCAAAAUAGAAAAAAUCAAGGUUUUUUUUGAUGGAGAUUUAUUAAACUAUUCAGAUAACUUUAACUCUAUAGGGAUUGAAGAUAAUGAACAACUAGAUGUAAAAGUUCCAUUUGAAUGCACAUGGAAAAUUUAA